Molecule: messenger RNA, 3158 nt
Organism: Oncorhynchus tshawytscha (Chinook salmon)
Lineage: Eukaryota; Metazoa; Chordata; Actinopteri; Salmoniformes; Salmonidae
Product: TRAF2 and NCK-interacting protein kinase-like
Exons: 27
Coding region: 335-3034 (899 amino acids)
Biological process (GO): protein phosphorylation
Molecular function (GO): protein kinase activity; ATP binding
Source: RefSeq, a predicted model, not a curated record
GAGUUCUCGCUCUGACGGUUGAACCUACAGACGUGGAUUCGGUGCUGCUGCUGAUCAUGUUCACGUCCCGUUAUAGUCACACACCAGCAUCUCUGCUCUAGCAGCCUUUUUUAACCUCGGUCACCUCUAAGCCUACUGACAAACUGGGAUAUAUUAUAUUUUUUAUUUUCUCUGUCGCCAUCUCUCCGUCGCUUAUCGGCGAGAAAGAGGUAGGCAGGCUCGUUUCCCCGAGGAAGAGGGCAGCCUAUAGCGGUGGCCAAGGGCAUUUACUCCGUGGUCUCGUUGUCUGGAUGAUUUCUGAUUCUGGUGAUUUUCAAAAUAUUUUAUUUGAAUCAUGGCGACUGAUUCCCCUGCCCGGAGUCUGGAUGAGAUCGAUCUGUCUGCUCUACGGGACCCUGCAGGCAUCUUUGAGCUGGUGGAGUUGGUGGGCAAUGGAACCUACGGACAGGUGUACAAGGGUCGUCAUGUCAAGACAGGGCAACUUGCGGCCAUCAAGGUCAUGGAUGUCACCGGGGAUGAGGAAGAGGAGAUUAAAGCAGAGAUCAACAUGUUGAAGAAGUACAGCCACCAUCGGAACAUUGCCACCUACUACGGUGCCUUCGUCAAGAAGAACCCUCCUGGCAUCGACGACCAGCUAUGGUUGGUGAUGGAGUUCUGUGGGGCGGGUUCAAUAACAGAUCUGAUUAAGAACACCAAGGGGAACUCACUAAAGGAGGAGUGGACUGCCUACAUCUGCAGAGAGAUCCUCAGGGGUCUGACCCAUCUCCACCAGCACAAGGUCAUCCACAGAGACAUCAAGGGUCAGAACGUGCUGCUGACGGAGAACGCAGAGGUCAAACUGGUGGACUUUGGUGUGAGCGCCCAGCUGGACCGGACGGUGGGGAAGAGGAACACCUUCAUCGGGACUCCCUAUUGGAUGGCUCCCGAGGUCAUAGCCUGCGACGAGAACCCUGAGGCCACGUACGACUUUAAGAGUGACCUGUGGUCUCUGGGUAUAACAGCUAUAGAAAUGGCAGAAGGAGCCCCUCCACUUUGUGACAUGCACCCAAUGAGAGCUCUCUUCCUCAUCCCACGAAACCCCGCCCCCAGACUCAAGUCCAAGAAGUGGUCUAAGAAGUUCCAGUCCUUCAUUGAGAGUUGCUUGGUGAAGAGUCAUGGUCAGAGACCCAGCACAGAGCAGCUGUUGAAGCACCCCUUCAUCAGAGAGCUGCCCAACGAACGACAGAUCCGCAUCCAACUGAAGGACCACAUCGACAGAACCAAGAAGAAACGUGGAGAGAGGGAUGAGACAGAAUAUGAGUACAGCGGGAGUGAAGAGGAGGAAGAGGAGCGAGACGUGGGGGAGCCAAGCUCCAUCAUCAACAUCCCCGGUGAGUCGACAUUAAGGCGGGACUUCCUGCGUCUGCAGCUGGCCAAUAAGGAACGCUCUGAGGCUCUGAGGCGCCAGCAGUUGGAACAACAGCAGAACGAGGAACACAAGCGCCUCCUACUGGCCGAACGACAGAAACGCAUAGAGGAGCAGAAAGAGCAGAGGAGGAGACUGGAGGAGCAACAGCGCAGGGAGCGUGAGUUGAGGAAGCAGCAGGAGAGAGAACAGAGGAGGCGCUAUGAGGAGAUGGAACAACUACGGAGAGAUGAGGAGAGGAGGCACGCGGAGAGAGAACAGGAGUAUAUCCGUAGACAGCUGGAGGAGGAACAGAGACAGUUAGAGAUCCUACAGCAACAGCUUCUACAGGAGCAGGCUCUACUGCUGGAGUAUAAGCGUAAGCAGAUUGAGGAACAACGUCAAGCCGAGAGACUACAGAGACAGUUACAACAGGAGAGAGCCUACCUGGUGUCUCUACAACAGCAGCAACAGCAACAACAACAAAACCAAGAUGGCCGACCAGGCGAGAAGAAACCGCUGUAUCACUAUAAAGACUCAGCUAGUCCUACUGACAAACCUGCAUGGGCUAAAGAGGUGGAGGAGCGGUCCAAGCUGAACAGACAGAGUUCUCCAGCGCUGCAGCAUAAGGCCGUCUCCAGCCGGGUCUCUGAGGCCUCCCUGCCUCCUCGCUCCGAGUCCUUCAGCACUUCAGGGAUGCAGCCGGCCCGCACCCCACCAACACACCGCCCAGUUGAACCACAGAUGGCCCAUCUGAUUCCAGUGAAGACCAUGACAGGCUCUCAGUCUCUGCAGGAGAGCAGAGGGGGAGAGGCGGGGGGGAUGGGGAGGAGAGGGGAGGAGGGGGGAGGCAUGCCCCCCCGUCAGAACUCUGACCCCACCUCUGACUCGAACCCCGCCCCUCCACCUCGUACCACUAGCCGAGAGGACGAUGAGCUUCCCCCUAAGGUCCCUCAGAGAACCACCUCCAUCUCCCCAGCCCUGAUGAGGAAAAACUCCCCCAACGGACAGGGACUCAUACGAGACAGUCAUCCAGACCUGAGAGCAUCAGAGUUGUGUCUGGAUACUGCUCUACAGAGGUCAUCUCACUCCUCCUCCUCAUCCUCACCUUCAUCACAGAGAGGUCCACCAGUCCAGGAGACCUCCCCCCCAGCAGAAGCCAAUCAGGAGGUCAGGAUCAGACCGGAGGAGGGACGAGACUCAGGCAGACCCAGCAGACCUGCCAGCUAUAAGAAAGCCAUAGAUGAGGACCUAAGUGCGCUGGCUAAGGAGCUGAGAGAGUUGAGGGUAGAGGAGGGCAGUAGACCUCCAGUGAAGGUGAGAAAGGUGACAGACUACUCAUCCUCGAGUGAGGAGCGGUCAGAGAGCAGCGACGAGGACGGAGAGACGGGGCAAGAUGGGACUGUGGCUGUCAUGCCACAGCAGGGUGAAGCAUAUGAAGGUUUGACUGAAGAACCUCUGGCAGGCUCCUUCAACAUAACACAGGACAGCACUCUGAUCAUGACAGAGGCGGAGGAGAGGAGGAGGGCACCAGGCCAUGGUGAGAGUAACGGGUUUCAUAGCAACCAUCACGGCAGCGGUAACCAAGGUAAUCUCCUGACCUGGUCCAGCAGAGCUCCUCCUCUUCACCCUCAACCCUGGAUGCACUGAAAGAGCAAUUUGGAUCUAAAGCCUCCUUCUCCCCAUUCGGUGACCCACGGUCCUAUCAGACCUCCCCUACUGAAGACGAGGAAGAGAACUCAGCUGGUCUGUUCACCAGUGAGUUGCUGCGUCA